GAUUCUUAUGGGGCUAUCGUAGCCCGAUCUGCUACGUUCUUAAUAGGUCUAUAUGGUUAUUAACUGUAGUGCAAAUCACAUAUUUGAUUGAUCGUUCAAGAUGUUCAUAAGUCAUACAUUACCAGCUUGCGUUACUGUGGUAAUCGUGAUCGCUUCGCUUGCCAACGCUCUUACCUACCCGAGACCACCGCGUGGUACUGUUCAGGAAAGCUACUUCGGAACUACUGUCAAUGAUCCGUACCGUUGGAUGGAAGAUGCAGAUGCCGAAGCAACGAAAUCUUUUGUAACCGCCCAGAAUGCUCUCUCUAAACCGUACUUCGAACAAUGUCCGUUCAGAGAACAGAUCAGAGAUAGGCUAUCCGCAGUCUGGAACUACAGAAAAUCUGAUCCGCCACAAAAGUAUGGAAAAUAUUAUUUUCAGUAUGCGAAUGACGGACUACAAGAUCAAAACAUCUUAUACGUCCAAGAUGCUUUGGAGGGAAGUAACAUGAAUCGGCGAGUGUUGCUAGAUCCAAAUACAUUAUCCGAAGGUGGAACAGUUGCCUUAACCGGCACACAGAGUUUUUCCGCAGACGGUGAAAUAUUCGCAUAUGGAAUCUCUGUUAGUGGCUCUGACUGGCGAACAGUACACUUCCUUAAUGUAUCUACUGGAAGGACUCUGGACGAUGUUCUGAUCAAAGUGAAGUUCACGAACCUUGUGUGGAAGGGUAAUGAGGGCAUAUUUUACGGGCACUUCCCAGAUUUUGAAGGAAAUCCAGAAGGAUCUGAUACUGGAACAAACGAAAAUCAAAAAAUUAGUUACCAUAGAGUAGGAACCGCCCAGAGCGAGGAUUUGAUUGUUGUCGAGUUUCUUGACAAGCCAAAGAAUUUGGUUGCUAACAUGAAACUUACGAGAGCUGAAGAAUACUUAAUAGUAACACCAGAUUCAUCGUCUGAUGACGGUGGAGCAUGGGGAUAUAACACAGUGUAUUACGUUGAUUUAGCCGGUAAUGAUCCAGCUAAUUGGCAGACCCGUCCUCUAGUGGAACAGUUUAAUGCUGGAUAUAAUUUCCUUACGGAUCUGAAUGGCAUUUUGUACUUCCAAACCAAUUUAAAUGCGCCCAGAUACAAGAUUGUCGGUAUUCGUUUGUCGUCUCCCGAUCCCGCGUCGUGGACGACGUUGGUUGAAGAAGAUGCGCAAAAUGUUUUGUAUUGGGCAGCGCCUAUCAAUGGCGAGUACGUUCUGCUCAAUUACUUGGAAAAUGUGUCCAGUAAAUUGGUUCUUCGCUCUCUAAUCCAAGGCAACACGUUCAGCAAAACCAUUGACAUUGAGAAAGGAACUGUAUCGUCGUAUGCCGGCAAAAUCGAUGACUCAAUAAUUUUCAUUAAAUUUGAAUCGCAUGUUGUUCCCAAUCGAAUCUACAAACUCGAUUUCGCCACUCCUGUCGCCAAUAUUCAGUUGGAGGUUUAUGAAAAUGUGGACAUUGAAGGAUUCAAUCCUGAUUUGUAUUUGGUCAAACAAGUUUGGUACAGCAGCAAAGAUGGAACUAGAGUGCCCAUGUAUGUCAUGCAUAAAAAGGAUCUUACACUGGAUGGAAGUACACCAGCUAUGCUGUACGGUUAUGGUGGCUUCAACAUAAAUGUUCUUCCUGAAUUUUCUGUUCGUCGAAUCGUAUUCAUGGAUAGUUUCGAUGGUGUUGCUGCUAUCGCUAAUAUGCGUGGUGGCGGCGAAUUCGGUAAUGAUUGGCACGUUGGGGGUAGUUUGCUGAAUAAACAAAAUGUUUUCGAUGAUUUCCAAGCGGCGGCAGAGUAUCUAAUUGCUGAAAACUACACAUCAGCUUCGAAAAUGAUUAUUGAAGGUCGGUCGAAUGGAGGCCUGUUGGUUGGAACGUGUGUCAAUCAGAGACCAGAAUUAUACGGAGCGGCAAUUGCUUCUGUUGGAGUCAUGGAUAUGCUGCGUUUCCACAAAUUCACAAUUGGACACUCCUGGGUGUCCGAGUAUGGAAGCUCUGAAGAUAUCGUCCAUUUCCCGAAUAUCUACAGUUAUUCACCGCUUCAUAACAUCCGAUUCCCAGCCACAGAUGGUACUCAAUAUCCAGCUGUUUUAGUGACGACAAGCGACCAUGACGAUCGUGUUGUACCCAGUCAUUCGUACAAAUAUACCGCCGAAUUGCAGCACGAGAUCGGAUCAAACGAAAACCAGACCCAACCGUUACUCCUUCGGGUAGAAACCGAUGCUGGGCACGGUGCUGGAUCGCCCAUAAGCAAACUAAUCGAUGAACAAGUGGACAUUCUUUCAUUUUUAACCGAAGCACUUGAUUUGAGUUUCGAAGGGCAGAAAGCUCAUGGUGAUGGUGUUAACGUGCGUUACUCCAUGAUCACAAUGUUGAUGACAGUGUCGUUAGCUUUGUGGUUCAGACGAGGCUAAGCCGAGUUGCAACUAUUAUUUUGAAAGGAUAAUAAAACGGUUGUUCGUAGUGAA
Messenger RNA from Bradysia coprophila, 2461 nucleotides. Its product is annotated as prolyl endopeptidase-like. Lineage: Eukaryota; Metazoa; Arthropoda; Insecta; Diptera; Sciaridae. The record is from RefSeq and is a predicted model, not a curated record. Gene Ontology annotation, molecular function: oligopeptidase activity; serine-type endopeptidase activity. Gene Ontology annotation, cellular component: cytosol. Gene Ontology annotation, biological process: proteolysis.